CAAGCGGUAAGACCCCUGCUGGAACCUGCCAGUCUGGGUGGGGGGAUGCAUAUAAUGAUGGAGGCAUUACCUUGGAGGGUCUGAUCCAGCCUCUUGCAAUAUGGGAAGACCCCUAAGCAGGGGACCUGGAAAUGGCAGCAAUGGGUGGGGGGCUGAAAGAAAUGGAAGCAACCAUCUGGGAAGCAACCGACCGGCUCUUCGCUUCCUUGGAGCUCUGCUCUGUUGCACAAGAUGGCAGUUUCAGCAAUCCAGGCCUCUGGUCACAGAGAGGAAGGAUGGAAGAAAGCUGAAUUAAGCUUGCAAGCCCAACUCUGGCCUGCUCUCCCUCGGCUCCAGCCCACUGGGGGCUGCACAGAGAGAAGUCUCUUGCUGCUCUGACUCCCCUCCUCAGUAUUUUGCUUCCUACCCAUGGCAGAGACCCCCACGUCUCCCAUCUCUGUGCCAAGCCUCUCCCAAGGACCUGGCCCAGCUCUCUUCCUCUCCCCACCCACAGCUCCCUCCACGCCCACCUUCAAGGCCUCCUGGGGAAUGGGCCCGAAGAGGGUGGCCCUCAUCGCCUGUCUCCUAGUCCUCAUCGUGCUGCUGGUUGCCCUCAUCCUGCUCUUCUUGUUCUGGCGGUCCAGCACUGGCAUUGUGCACAAGCAGCCGGCGGAGAGCUGCAGUGACCACGCUGUGCGGUGCGAUGGGGUUCCCGACUGCUCUCAGAGAAGCGACGAGCUAGACUGUGUGCGCUUUGGGUGGAACCAGUCCUUGCUCCAUGUCUACUCAGGAGCAGAGAGGGAGUGGCUGCCUGUCUGCAGCCAUACCUGGACAGAGGCCUUCUCCCAGAAGACCUGUCAGCAGCUUGGAUUCCUAAAUGCUUCCAACACAGAAUACGUCUCUCUGUCCUUCCCUGGGAAAAGUCUUGUGGCUGGAGGGAUGCAAAAAACCAUUCAGCAGAGUCUCAACAGCUCCCAGUGUAGUUCCAGAAAAUACGUUUCUCUCCGAUGCACAAACUGCGGGCAACGGAUAUCUGGCCGCAUUGUGGGUGGCACCGAAGCUUCUGCCAGUAAAUGGCCUUGGCAAGUGAGCCUCCAGUAUGGGUCUGCUCACAUCUGCGGCGGCACUAUCAUCGAUCCCCAGUGGGUGCUGACCGCAGCCCACUGCUUCUUCAUAAAUAGUGUGAAGAUCCUGGACGAGUGGAAGGUAUAUGCGGGUACUGCUGAUCUCAAGCAGGCGAUGGAGGGAAUCCUGGUCUCUGAAGUCAUCAUCAAUGCCAAUUACAGUGAUGAUCAUGAUGACUAUGACAUUGCCCUGAUGAAACUCUCCCAGCCCUUGGUCCUCUCAGCUCAGGUCCGCCCAGCCUGCCUUCCCAUGUCAGGCCAACGGUUUCUUCCUGGGAGGACAUGCUUCAUCACGGGCUUUGGCAAGAUCAGUGAAAAUGAGGAGAAUACAUCACCCAAGCUGCGGGAAGCAGAAGUGAAAAUCAUUGACUAUCGGCUCUGCAACAGCCAUAAUGUCUAUGAGGGGUUCUUAACCCCCCGGAUGAUGUGUGCCGGGUUUUUGCAAGGGGGCAAAGACUCCUGCCAGGGUGACAGUGGUGGCCCCCUGGUCUGUCAAGACAACAAUCGAUGGUACUUGGCUGGUGUUACCAGCUGGGGAACUGGCUGUGGCCAGAGAAACAAGCCAGGUGUCUAUACCCAAGUCACAAAGCUUCUUGGUUGGAUUUACAGCCAAAUGGAGAGCCAGAGCAACUGA
This is a messenger RNA of Candoia aspera, 1737 nucleotides long. Its product is annotated as transmembrane protease serine 13-like. Gene Ontology annotation, biological process: proteolysis. Lineage: Eukaryota; Metazoa; Chordata; Lepidosauria; Squamata; Candoiidae. Gene Ontology annotation, cellular component: membrane. The transcript is spliced from 11 exons. Gene Ontology annotation, molecular function: protein binding; serine-type endopeptidase activity. The record is from RefSeq and is a predicted model, not a curated record. Bases 409 to 1737 code for a protein of 442 amino acids.